AUGAGCCUCAAGCGUCAGCGUGACGAGUCGUCUCCCGAUCCCGAAUCUCCCGCCGCCAAGCUACGUCGUCACCGCAACGAGCUCAAAGCAGUCCUCCUAUGGGCAGGCAAGCGCCUCCCUCCAUCGCCAACUCUACUCCCUCUAAACCCGUCUCCUGAUUCCGAGCUUUCCAUUCCCGAGAUAGACAUGCUCUCAACUACCGAGUCUUCCAUUCCCGAGAUAGACACUCUCUCAACUACCGAGCCUUCCAUUCCCGAGAUAGACCUGCUCUCAACUAUUUCGCUGCCUGAGCCCCCGCGUCUGAGCCCGUUCCCCAGUGAAGUCCUCGAAAUCAUAAUUGGGUACAUUCCCGCUAGCGAUCUUCCGACCGUUGCGAGUGUGAACUCGGUUUUCUGGGCGGCUGCGUGGUCCCGUGUGUUUGAAGAAGCCCUUCUCCUACUCAGUCCGGAUGACCAGUGA
This is a messenger RNA of Cutaneotrichosporon cavernicola, 459 nucleotides long. RefSeq lists its product as uncharacterized. Gene Ontology annotation, molecular function: protein binding. NCBI's taxonomy places the organism in Eukaryota, Fungi, Basidiomycota, Tremellomycetes, Trichosporonales, Trichosporonaceae. The transcript has a single exon. The coding region runs from base 1 to 459 and encodes 152 amino acids. The record is from RefSeq and is a predicted model, not a curated record.